Labeo rohita (rohu) is the source of this 1749-nucleotide messenger RNA. It is a transcript of the gene rsrc2, whose product is annotated as arginine/serine-rich coiled-coil 2. The record is from RefSeq and is a predicted model, not a curated record. The transcript has 10 exons. Lineage: Eukaryota; Metazoa; Chordata; Actinopteri; Cypriniformes; Cyprinidae.
AGGAGAAGGAGAGAGAAACAUCCGGGUAUUGUUCCGCCGCAGGAGAAACCGAUGAGAGAAGGAGCCGUUCGCGUUCCGCCACUAACUACAGGGAUACAGCGAACUCCUUUAUUUAUACGUUAACAUGGCGGCAAAUGACGCCAAAUUCCACGAGUCUGUGUCGGGAAAAUCGCACACGGAUGAAGAUCGUCAGCGGAGCUCGAAGCACUGCUCCCGAUCCAGAUCACGAUCCGCGGAGCGAAAGCGCAAGUCAGGAGAGAAGAGGCACAGACGAAGCCACAGCAGAAGCAAAGAGGCACGGAAGAAGGACUCUGAGAAAGCUCUGAAAUGUCAGAGCGGAUCAGAGGAGCAGCUGGAGAUGUCAGAUAAAGGUCGCGACCGGCUGUCUGAAGACGCGGAGGAGCGGCAUCGCCGAAAAGACAAGAAGUCCUCCAGACCGAGAAGCCUAUCGAGAUCACGCUCGAGAGAAAAACGACAUCAUAAUCGAAACUGGGACAAAAAGAGAUCUCGAUCGCGCAGCGGCGAAAGGAGGUCGAGGAGUCGUGACAAGAAGAGGCGGGCCAGGUCUCGAUCAAACUCCAGAGGCAAACACAGACAUCGCAGCAGGAGCCGCAGCAAGAGCAGGGAGAAGAAGAAGAGGUCAGAGAAAGCACGGAGGAAAAGCCGCAGUCGGUCGGUGAGUCCUGUGACCUUCAGAGGCAGAAACACGGCCAUGGAUGCUCAGGAGGCACUGGCCAGAAGGCUGGAGAGAGCGAAGAAGCUUCAAGAACAGAAAGAAAAAGAGUUGUUGGAAAAACGGCAACAACAAGAGAGAGCAGCAGCAUCUCCACUGUUGUGCGAUACGGCCAGCGCAGCACCCAGUCCAGGCCUGAACGUGGCAGCGCUGCUCGCCUCCGGCACGCAGGUCACUCCUCAGAUCGCGAUGGCCGCUCAGAUGGCAGCGCUUCAGGCCAAAACACUGGCAGAGACGGGCAUUGCUGUGCCAAGCUACUACAAUCCCUCAGCGGUGAACCCCAUGAAGUUUGCAGAGCAGGAGAAGAAGAGGAAAAUGUUGUGGCAGGGGAAAAAGAAGGGGUGAGGACAAUCACAAACAGCUGAGCUUUGGGAGAAGCUGAAUUUUGGCAAUAAAGACCAAAAUGUGAAAUUUCGUAAACUUAUGGGCAUCAAAGGUGAAGAAGAAGGAUGUUCAUCAGGAGCUGCUAAUGAAGAAGGUCUGAAAACCUUGCAGCAGCAGGAAGAGAUGUUCCGCAAUCUGGACGUCCAGUAUGAGAUGGCCCGUUCACAGACGCACACGCAGAGGGGAAUGGGCCUGGGCUUCUCCUCCUCGUUUUCCUCAAGGGGCAUGGAUGCCGUCUGAACAUUCUGUGUUUGUGCUUCUCAUUUCUGUAAAUUCUAGCCGACGUGGGCGCUGUAAAGCUGAUUUGUACGUGCUUGUAGAGGAUGCUGCUGCAUUAGCUUGCAUGUAUGACUCAUCAGACCGGUCAUUUUAUUCAUUUUGGAAAUUCACUUGUAAAUACAGUUGAUUGCUCAAACAUGUAUCGUUGCUUGGUCUCUGAAAAUUGUGUUUAAUAUUGUAAAGCUUUCGUUUGGGUUUUGGGAGGGAAGUGUGAUUGUAUAUUUCACUGUGUUUGUAUUGAAACUGUCCAAAGCGAGCGAUUCCUGAUAUAUCAGUGACCGUGGGGUUCCAUCCAGGCGGGUAUGAUAUACUGUGAAUGCUUUAUGCUUUUAAUAAAAUGGUUACUACGUAAA